This is a messenger RNA of Phycomyces blakesleeanus NRRL 1555(-), 516 nucleotides long. RefSeq lists its product as hypothetical. Gene Ontology annotation, cellular component: ribonuclease P complex; ribonuclease MRP complex. The record is from RefSeq and is a predicted model, not a curated record. Gene Ontology annotation, biological process: tRNA 5'-leader removal; rRNA processing. NCBI's taxonomy places the organism in Eukaryota, Fungi, Mucoromycota, Mucoromycetes, Mucorales, Phycomycetaceae. The transcript is spliced from 3 exons. The annotation marks the transcript as partial. Gene Ontology annotation, molecular function: ribonuclease P RNA binding.
GAUCCUUCUCCGGAAUCGCUCGGGGAAGCAAAAUCCCUCAAAAAGAAAAAAAUGAGAAAACCCCACGAGAAGAGCCGUCGAUUGAAUGCUCGCGAAAGAAGAGCUUUCAAGGUCUAUGAUAUUCCAGCUGAAGCCCACAAAUAUGAUAUUUUCGUUCAAUUGAAUAAACUCUGGCAAGGGUAUAUGGCAGAAGUCUAUUCGCAGGGAGCAAAUCCUUCUCAAUUUGCACAGAAAUUGCUCAAAGCAGACUUUCACGGUGCGAUAUUCAAAGUCAUCAAAAGUAAGAAUCCAUCCUAUGUGGGCAUAGAGGGAAUAGUGGUUCAAGAGACUCUUAGUGUAUUCAAGAUUAUUUCCAAAAACAACAAAUUGCAACAAAUACCAAAGAUUAGCUCUGUGUUUACGAUGGAAAUGGAAUGUUGUCCGGGUGUCUUUACCUUGUAUGGUCCUCAACUUCAAUUUAGAGCGGCAGAUAGAGCCGUCAAGAAGUUCAAACCUAAGCCCAGUAUUGAUCUUUAG